CUCAACCGCUGUCUGUCACUGCGUCGCUCAAUUCCCGCACAUCGAUACCCAUUUUUUGUGUCUCUUGUUUGCUUCCUAGGUCCUUCUAAUUGCAUCGUCCCUCAUUCUUCGCCACAAUGUCGCCCACACCCUCGGAAGCGGUCGCGAAGGUUGCGCAAGUCGCCGCCGGAACCAGCUCGUCGGCCAAGGAGUACAAGAGAGAGUCCAACACAGCACGAUUCUUGGGUGCCGGAUGUGCGGGUCUUGCUGAGCUCAUGAUCUUUCACCCCGUCGACACCACAGCCAAGCGUCUCAUGAGCAACGUCGGCAAGAUUGAGUCGGCGUCGCACCUGAACAAGGUCAUCUUCAGGGACGCAGCCAAUGCCUCUGUUGGUAGUCGCUUCCUCUCCCUGUUCCCCGGUCUCGGAUACGCCGCUGCGUACAAGAUCCUCCAGCGCGUCUACAAGUAUGGCGGACAGCCCUUCGCACGCGACUACCUCGCCAGGCACCACGGCGACUUCUUCGACCAGACAUUUGGCAAGGGUAACGGCAAGGCCAUCAUGCACGCGACUGCCGGUUCCCUGAUUGGUAUCGGUGAGAUCGUCCUGCUGCCGCUCGACGUCCUCAAGAUCAAGCGUCAGACCAACCCUGAGGCUUUCAGGGGACGUGGACUGUUCAAGAUCAUUGCCGAUGAGGGAUUCGGUCUCUACCGUGGCUGGGGCUGGACAGCAGCCCGUAACGCGCCCGGCUCGUUCGCACUGUUCGGUGGCUCUGCCGCUGCCAAGGAGUACCUCUACAAGCUCACCGACUACAACAAGGCCACCUGGGGCCAGAACUUCGUCGCCUCGAUUGCCGGUGCCACUGCUUCCCUCGUCGUCUCGGCUCCCCUUGACGUCAUCAAGACCCGCAUCCAGAACAGGAACUUCGAGAACCCCGAAAGCGGUAUGAAGAUCGUGUCCAACAUGAUGAAGAACGAGGGUAUCGCUUCCUUCUUCAAGGGCCUCACACCCAAGCUGCUAAUGACCGGGCCCAAGCUCGUCUUCUCCUUCUGGUUGGCCCAGACCCUCAUUCCUGCCUUUGGCAAGGUCAUGUAAAUUUGUUGCUAGCGUUUAUGAUGAUGUUGUACUAUAUACGGGAACUACGGUUGUUGGGACUUAUAGAACUGGUCGCCGGAAAGGCGUUAGGCUCACGAUGCACGAGCGAGUGCGUUCAGGGUCCAGAGAUAUAUAAUAUCAAGAUCU
Molecule: messenger RNA, 1220 nt
Organism: Macroventuria anomochaeta
Lineage: Eukaryota; Fungi; Ascomycota; Dothideomycetes; Pleosporales; Didymellaceae
Product: mitochondrial carrier
Exons: 4
Coding region: 117-1073 (318 amino acids)
Cellular component (GO): mitochondrion
Molecular function (GO): guanine nucleotide transmembrane transporter activity
Source: RefSeq, a predicted model, not a curated record